AAAAAAAAACUCUUCCUAUGGCAAAAACAUGUCUUAAUAAAACAAUCUUCUCGUUAAUAAUAAAUAUUUUUGUCUUGUCCGUCGUAACCGCGUCGACGGUUACGACGGACAUAGAGUUGCUACUCACACGAGUAAAACCUUCGCUGCAAGGGGAAGGUAGCAACGCACUGCUAAGCUACUGGAAUACUUCAAUCCCGCUAUGUCAAUGGCGGGGUUUAAAGUUCGUAUACACUAACGGAACGCCGUUAGUGUGUACGGACACGGCAUUGUCACAAUGGUCUAAUGUUACUUUGUUUAAAGACCCAAAUAUUCGUCUUCUGUCACUUCAGCUCCCGUCGGCGAACAUUUCCGGCCAACUUCCGGCGGAGUUAGGUGAUUUUGCGUACUUACAGAGUUUGUAUCUAUCUGUUAACUCUAUUUCGGGUAGUAUACCGUUUGAAAUAGGGUAUAGUAAUUCUUUGUUGGAUAUUGAUUUGGGUUAUAAUUUGUUAUCCGGGUCGGUUCCUGGAUCCGUUUGGAAUUUAUGUGAAAAACUUGUUUCUAUUCGUGUUCAUGGGAAUUUGUUAUCCGGGUCGAUACCCAAACCCGGUUUACCAAAUGUUAGUUGUGAGGGUUUGGUUUAUGUUGAUUUUGGGCAAAAUAAAUUUUCGGGCAAUUUUCCGGAAUUUUUGACUGGGUUUAAGGGGAUUAAAGAGCUUGAUUUAAGUGGGAAUGGUUUUUAUGGGGAAAUCCCAAAUGGGUUGGUUAAUUUAAAUUUGGAAAAAUUGAAUUUAUCGUAUAAUAAUUUUUCCGGGGUUUUGCCAAACUUUGUUGGGGCAAAGUUUGGGUUGGAGUCAUUUGAGGGAAAUGGUGUUGGAUUAUGUGGCGGGCCGUUGAAGGGAUGUGAUAAUAAUAGGGCUAAUGGCGGGUUAAGUAGUGGUGCCGUGGCAGGACUUGUGAUUAGUUUAAUGACAGGAAUUGUUGUGUUAGCUUCGUUGUUGAUUGGGUAUUCACAAGGGAAGAAAAAGAAGAAUUUGGAUGAAGAAGAUGAGUAUGAUGAGGGUGAAGAUGAGGAAAAUGGCGGUGCUGGUGGCGGCGGUGCUGGUGAAGGGAAGUUGAUAUUGUUUCAAGGAGGUGAGCAUUUGACGUUAGAGGAUGUGUUGAAUGCGACGGGUCAAGUUAUGGAGAAAACUAGUUAUGGGACUAUUUAUAAGGCCAAGUUAGCGGAUGGUGGGACGAUUGCUUUGAGGUUAUUGAGGGAAGGGAGUUGUAAAGAGGGUGGUUUGUGUUUGCCGGCAAUUAAGCAGUUGGGAAGAAUUCGACAUGAGAGUUUGAUUCCAUUGAGAGCGUUUUAUCAAGGGAAGAGAGGGGAAAAGCUGUUGAUUUAUGAUUAUCUUCCGAAUAGAACUCUACACGAGCUCUUACAUGAAACACGUCCUGGGAAGCCAGUUUUGAAUUGGGCUCGACGGCACAAGAUCGCAUUGGCUAUAGCCAAAGGACUAGCCCAUCUGCAUUCAACUAUUGAGACACCUGUUACUCAUGGGAAUAUCAGGUCACGAAACGUCCUCGUUGAUGAUUUUUUCGUAGCCCGUCUCACAGAUUUUGGGCUCUACAAACUCAUGAUCCCAGCAGUAGCUGAUGAAAUCAUUGCAGCAGCAAAAGCUGAUGGGUACAAGGCCCCUGAGCUUCAAAAGAUGAAAAAUUGCAAUUCAAGAACAGAUGUGUAUGCUUUUGGGAUAUUAUUAUUAGAAAUUCUAUUAGGAAAAAAGCCUGGAAAAACUGGUAAUCGGGACGCUUUUGUUGAUCUGCCAGCAGUAGUAAAGGUUGCGGUUUUAGAGGAAACAACAAUGGAAGUUUUUGAUGUUGAAGUGUUAAAAGGUAUCAGGAGUCCAAUGGAAGAUGGUGUGGUUCAAGCUUUGAAGCUAGCAAUGGGGUGUUGUGCCCCGGUUGCAUCAGUUAGACCAUCCAUGGAGGAAGUUGUGAAGCAGCUAGAGGAGAACAGACCAAGAAACCGGUCAGCUUUGUAUAGCCCGGCUGAAACAAGAAGCGGACUGGAUACACCUUUUUGAUCUUUUAGUGGGUUCAAAUCAUGAAAACACAAUAUAGUUGUUUUUCUGGGUUUGGUGCUCCAGGGUGGUCAUUUUAUCAUAUAGUUUUUACGAGUAGUUUGUACUAGAUGUAUGCACCGGAAUGUAGCAAGAUUUGGUUGAAAGUUUAGCUUUGAAUUUUUAUAAUAUUAAAGAUGUCGAGAUACUGUAAAAUUAUUCUAUUUAUCCUUGGUGUACAAGGUCCAUAAUAGUUAUUUUGUUAGAUGGUUUUCAUCAAGGAAAUUGGAUAUAUUGAAAAUAUUAAUAGGUUUAGUA
Molecule: messenger RNA, 2342 nt
Organism: Erigeron canadensis
Lineage: Eukaryota; Viridiplantae; Streptophyta; Magnoliopsida; Asterales; Asteraceae
Product: putative kinase-like protein TMKL1
Exons: 2
Coding region: 18-2048 (676 amino acids)
Biological process (GO): protein phosphorylation
Molecular function (GO): protein kinase activity; ATP binding; protein binding
Source: RefSeq, a predicted model, not a curated record